Molecule: messenger RNA, 2026 nt
Organism: Colletotrichum phormii
Lineage: Eukaryota; Fungi; Ascomycota; Sordariomycetes; Glomerellales; Glomerellaceae
Product: CAF1 family ribonuclease
Exons: 2
Coding region: 100-1608 (502 amino acids)
Cellular component (GO): P-body; CCR4-NOT complex; CCR4-NOT core complex
Molecular function (GO): nucleic acid binding; poly(A)-specific ribonuclease activity
Source: RefSeq, a predicted model, not a curated record
GGACCGUCCACAACCCCUCAGAACCCAACACGACCUUGCCCGACGACGCGGUGAACUUCCAAUCUUACUGUACGAACCUCUCGAGAGGCAUAGUCUGUUAUGCCGCCACAGCUACCUAGGUUCCCUGGCGGGCCCAACACCAUAUCGCCAUACCACCAGCAGUUCCCCUCGCACGCCCAAGGCCACGGCCCGAAUCAUGGACCCCCUCUAGGAGGAAACCCUUCCUACCUCAACGCGAACGCCGCUCAGAUUAGCCCCUUCUCCACGAAUGGAAACGUCCUCGGCGGUACCCCCGGCCUGAAUGGCGGCUUCCCCCUCGGCGCCGACACCGGGCUCGGAAGCCAUGCUGCGCGGAUGGGCUUUGCGCACGCGGCCAGCUUGCAGCAACAGCAGCAGCAUGGGCAGCAGCAACACAACUUUGGGCUCGAUCACGGCGCGGCGCCGGCACGGACGACGCAGAACAAGGGAAGGAUAAGGGAGGUGUGGAAGCAUAACCUCCACGAGGAGAUGGCGGUACUACGGGAGCUCGUCGACAAGUACCCGUACAUUGCUAUGGACACGGAAUUCCCGGGCGUCGUAUCACGGCCAAUGGGCUCUUUCAGAGGAAAGAGUGAUUACCACUACCAGUGUCUGCGCACCAAUGUCGACAUGCUCAAGGUCAUCCAAAUUGGACUGACGCUCUUCAACGAGGAUGGCGAGACACCGCCAGCAAGACCAAACUCGCAGCAAGACAUCGAGCUGAGUGCUGCUCAACGGAGAGCGGCGUCUCAAGGACCAUUCCCUUACGCAUGGCAGUUCAACUUCAAGUUCUCUGUCAAGGACGACAUGUACAACGAGAAAUCGAUCGAGUCAUUAUCGAGUGCCGGAAUCGACUUUGCAUCUCUCGAGAGAGACGGCAUCGACCCUCACGAAUUCGCCUCCCUCCUCAUCCCGUCCGGUCUCGUAUGCUUCGACAACGUGAAAUGGAUCUCCUUCCACGGAGGCUACGACUUUGGCUACCUUACCAAGUUGCUGACCUGUAACGAUCUCCCCAACGACGAAUCGGAUUUCGAUCAAGUCAUGAAGCUGUAUUUCCCGUCGGCUUAUGAUGUGAAGCACCUCAUGAAGCACGCCAUCCGACUUCACAACUCUGGACUCCUUACCCCCAGCGAUCCUAGCAGCGCCGACAUCCUCCAGAAGUUUGAACACAAGUCUGGCCUCGAGAACAUUGCCGAUUCUCUCAAGAUCAAGCGCGUGGGCAAUGCGCACCAGGCCGGUUCCGACUCCCUGCUUACAGGCAAGGUCUUCUUCCAGAUGCGCGACAAGAUCUUCAACGGAGAGAUUCCUGAAGAGCACGUGGGCAAGGUCUGGGGCUUGGGCAUUCCGGAGCUCCUGGUGCUGGAGAGAUUGCCGUUCGGUAAUAAUGGUGGCAACCAAGAUUCAGCGCAAAACCAAGUCCCCAAUGGCCAGCACAACGGGGGGCCGAGUACGCCCAAUAAUGGUAGUGUCGGUCUCGCGAGCACGCCUGCCGCGCAAGCACAUAACACCAAUGGCAUCUCCAUGGGACCAAUGACCCCAGGCGGUGGAGGCGGGGUUUUCGGCAACUUUGCCUUUGGAGGCGCCAGAUAAGCUUGCACGUGUAUUCGACUCCUGACUGGGGUUUCGUGGGUAAGAAGCCACAGGCACACACACACACAUUGCGGUCUUUGGGGGGUUGGCCAUGGUGACUUGCUUCCCGAGGUGGCCCAAGGUGACGCCGGCUUUGGUUUUGCAUACUUUGUCUAUACAACGGCGGGAACUCAGAAGAGAGCUCGUUUCCUCCCCUUCUUUAUUCUUUCAGUGGAAAAGCUCAUAGUCGCUGGGAGUAAAGUUCGUUUUUCACGACAAAAAAAGACUUCAUUUCCUUAAUGUUUUCUCUCUCUCCGGUCUGUUUAUGCGGUGACUGCGUUCUGGAGUUGGGAUUCGUUGGUUCCAGCAUCACAUCCCGUAAGCUAGGACGGCGGCGGCGGCGGCGGUAACGGGUCAGGUUUGGGCCUAUUCAUCUGGA